AAAAAUGUGUUGUUGUUUUAAAAAAAAAAAAAGAUAUCACAAGGAUAACAGAAAAACAAAAACACCUUUUACUGACAAAUAUAAUCCAUAAAAUGACAUAUUUCUAAAAAUGUAUUAUUUCAGGGAAUGUGCUUAUUUGCUUUCCGAGAGUGAGCAGCUAAUUAGAUUUGCUUAGCUUAGCAUGAAUACUGUUAACAAGGGGAAACUGCUAGCCUCUCCAAAGUUAACAAAAUCCACCUAAAGCUCACUAAUAGGCAUUUUAUAUCCUGCUUGUUUAAUUCAUACUCUUUUUCAGGGUGUUGUGUUUUUUCUACGUGGCCAAUUCAUUUUUUUUCUAAUCUUCUGAUAAAGCUAAGCUAGCUGGUUACCCCCACUUCCAUUACGCUAACUGUCUCCUGCUGUAUCUCGAUCUUUGACACUCUAAUGUCAGAGGGAGUUUGAUUUUUGACAAGAAAGUAAUUGAGCGUAUUUCACAAACUGUUAACAUACAUGUCGACACAUUUCAUACUUAGCACAACCUCGUGCUCGUUUCCCCUGCGUCCGUUCUGCUGACAUUUAUUUGUGAGAGAUAGAAGGUUUACAAGUGAUUUUUAACACAACCCUCGAACGUCUCCGAGCCGCCCAGAUGGCGGAGCAGCCUUCACCAUGGCGGCAUCUGUUUGUCUGUUGUGACUGAGUCGGACCCGUGUGCCUCAUUGAAACAAUAUGUGCGGUGACACGGGGUUCUGGGUUCUGGGCCUGUAAAAGCAGGGUUUUGGAGGAAUGGGGGUCUGGUUUUUGGUUUUUCUUACUUAGUGGGUUUCUUUUUGCUGUUUUUCUUUCUUUUUUCUCAGUUUUUUUUGCUCUUUAAAGAAGAUGCAUGUUCUGUUUGAGGUGAUGAUGACGGACAACUGUUGCGAAACUCUCAAGGAGUAAAAGUAGGUUGAUUUUUAUUCUUAUUUCUUGCUGUUGUAUGUCUUCAAAUAUUUUACUUCUAAAAGGUCUAUUUUUUUAAGCUCUUUGUGAUAAAAGAGUUCUGAAAAACUGGUUUGUCUUUGCCAUUGUUCCAACAAAACAAAACUGGACCAACAAGGAUUUCGAGGCACAUCCAAAUUUGAAAGAAGGGAUCGUGUCGGGGAAUGUCGUUUCUUCCUUGACCUCAAGGCGAGGACGGACACGGUCGCUGAACCGUCCGCCCGACUGACUAUCUCACCAUCUCCCCUGCUUUGUUUUUUUUCGGUUUGUUGGGAGCGAGGACUCCAAACUGGUCCGGGCGGCAGUCGGACUUCUCCUUCUCCUCCACAGCUGUUCAGGGUUUACAGGCCGCAGCUCCUUCAUGUGGCCCCGGUGACAGUGAUGAAACGGCAAAGUGGCAUCAGCCGUUCCAAACACCUCCCAAACCCAAAGAGACACAUGAUGUGUGCACAUGAUAAACUUUUUGCACCACUCGUGAAACGCAUAGGCCACUUUAAUGUGCCGUACCUCUGUGCACGACCAAACCUCACCCAGACGGAUCAUGUGUCUGUAAACAGCGAUGAUUUCACCAUAAAGUCUCAUUUAAACGCUCAUUUAUUUUACUGCGCUCUUAAGCUGUCGGUUCUUUAACUGGAGCCGGGUUUUAUAAGUUUGAGGCCUGACCCGCCGCUAAUAUACACAACAUGAGGCGACGAGGCGGAUUCAGACUAAACUCUUUAUUCACACUGUGGCGUCUUUUAAGUCAUUUGACAUUUCAUGGCGCAGCAACAUUUAGAUGGAAAAUCCACCGCUGCAUGAAACUAUAGACUACAUAAAGAGAUGAACUACUACUAUGGACAGCAGGUGUGAAGAGGAAAACUUCACCGAUUGGCUGAUUGAGUAUUCAUGAGCUGCCUCCAGCUGAUGUCACUGAAGGGGUUAAAUCCGUGCAGCAUGUUGACUCCUAUGAUGGACAGGGCAUGCUAAUAUUAUUGCCAUCAGAUGUCCAAGGGCGGGGACGUACGUCUCCUAAUCAUUUCCUCCUGAGCGCCCCUGAAAGAGAAGCCCAGUGGCGGAGUGGGGGGGUUUAAACCCCGCCUGUAUGGGCUGUUUUUGGGGGGGGGGGGGGGGGGGCAGUACAGCAUCCGGAUCGGACCGUGAUGGUACAGGAUGCGUGUGCUUAGCUCCAUUGAACGAGACUAAAUAGGGGAGAGAGCCUUUAAUGCCGACAAUAAGCCGCCUCAUUCAGCAGCGCGGCCCGGACGCACAGCUCAGAAUCUGGGGAGGGGGCUGUUCCGAUCCGCAGCGGCAGUUUAUAGGUGCUGAAAUCACUUCAGUAAAUCGUUGGAAUGCCCUUUAAUGAAUUUUAAAAAAUCAUCAGUCUCAAAUUAGCUGACGACCAAAACAACCUCAUCCACGCAGCCUCUUGAUGACUCGAGAUUUGUCCCCAUGAGGAUGAAUGUGCGUAAAAGUGUCAUGCACAGGAAUCUCUCCCUCCCUCCCUCCCUCCCACACACACACACACUCAGAGAGAGAGAGAGAGAGAGAGAGAGAGAGAGGAAUACCCAGCUGGUCCUACAAGCCCUAUAAUACCAAGCGCAACAUGCUUCACCUUCAAUGAAAGCUGAGACGGGGGCCACGGUUCACUGCUGGUCCCGAACUCCGCGCUCAGAGCUCCACCUCAGGCUUCUCCUCCAUCUGCGUCUUCUGCGACCUUCUGCUGUGGGACGACUUGCAUCGUCUUUCACUGACUUUCCCAAAGCAGAGGGACACGUUUGGAUACCGCUCCUGUCCCCUGCUGCCUCCCUCCCUCCCUCCCUGUCAGAGGUGAUGGUCUCACCCUCUUUCAGGGGACCGGUCCUCAGGUGAUGGUGCCUAUAUCGAGUCAGGCUCCACUUCUGGAAACGUGCUGAGGGUUUUCCCUACAAGUUUUAUUUUUUUUUGUUGUCGUCCCGUUUGAUACCUCCUCAUGGCGCCCUGCUCUCGCUUCGUGGUCGUGCUGCUCUACGGCUGGACUCAUCUGUGCGUUGGAUACUGCGCGAUGCUGAAGACGGACACUGCGCCCGAGGGGCGACCGGUGGAUUUUACGCACUCGGCGAACAAGAAGCACGACGACCGGGACCUGCUCUUACAGGAUACAAUGACGGAACACAUGCAGAUGCUUUACGCGAAGUACAACCGCGCCGGGUUCCCCUUCAAGGACGGCAACACCGUCCGCAGCUUCAAAGCGCACUGGGGUACGUUAAACGCGAAGCGGCUGCAGAUUUUCAACCUCACCUCCCUCACCAAGUCCGAGGACGUCCUGUCAGCCACGCUCCACUAUUACAUUGGAGACCUUCACAACGGCACCCGGGGCCACCGCCACGGCCCGCGGAGGCACAGCCACGUCCACAUGGUCAUCUGGAGCUUCGCCUCGGUGGAUAACAAGAUGAGGACGCUGGGACAGUUUCGGAUCAACGUGUCCACCCUCUACAGGGACUUCAUAUCUUGGCAGUGGAAGGACAUUACGCGCGUGGUCAACCAGGCCAAGCAUCACGACGAGCUGCUCAUCGGGAUCGACGUGGCCUCGCAGGGGCCCCGGCCGUGGAAGCAGCUCCUGUCCGACCGCUCGCCCUACAUCCUGGUCUACGCCAACGACUCUGCCAUCUCAGAACCCGAGAGUGUGGUGGCCACCCUCCAGAGACACCACUCGGUGGGAGGGGAGGGCCCCCAAAAACUGGGGCUGCUGCGCGAGCGGAACCACACCGAACAGGAGCAGCCCCCCCAGCCCAGACACAGGCGCUCGGUGAACGUUUUGCUCCCGUUGCAGAACAACGAACUCCCCGGGCCCGAGUACCCGUACGAGACGACCGGCUGGGACGAGGCGAGUCCGUACGAACCUUUCGAAAACAAGCAGGCGCGUCGGCCGCGCAAAAAGACGCGCAAGAACCAGCGGCACAAGGUGCCCCUGCUGCAGUUCGACGAGCAGACGAUCAAAAAGGCGCGGAAGAAGCAGUGGAACGAGCCCAGGAACUGCGCUCGGAGGUACCUGAAGGUGGACUUCGCCGACAUCGGAUGGAGCGAAUGGAUUAUAUCGCCCAAGUCGUUCGACGCCUUCUACUGCUCAGGGUCCUGCCAGUUCCCCAUGCCAAAGGCCCUGAAGCCGUCGAACCACGCCACCAUCCAGAGCAUAGUGCGGGCGGUGGGCGUCGUGCCGGGCAUCCCCGAGCCGUGCUGCGUCCCGGAGAAGAUGUCCUCCCUCAGCAUCCUCUUCUUCGACGAGGACAAGAACGUGGUGCUGAAGGUGUACCCCAACAUGACUGUAGACUCCUGCGCCUGCAGAUAGUUUCCCCUUUGUGCCCGUUCACGUCAAAACUCAUGUUACACCGAAAAAGCAAAAAUAAGAAGAAAAAAAACAAGAAAAAACCGACAAUCUCUCCUCCUGUAUCUUUAGUCGUUCGCUCGUUCACUUCACAAAAAACACCCGUUGAAAACACAACUUCCCGUUUGCACUGGAAGAGAGUUCGCGCCUGUUGUUCCAGGUGAAGAGGAGACUCGUCUGUUCACGGGAAGGAAUGGACCGCGCGAGUUUGUCCUCGUGGAAGAAAACUGGAAGGGACAAGUCGAAAUCUCCACGCUCCCGAUUUCACCAGCGGCACCGGCCUGUUUCAUCCCUGUCGUCUUUAUCGUCGUCUCCAAAAACUCACCAUCAAGAUAUGAAAAUACAGAUUGAGGCGUAAAGAGAGACAAAGACUGAAAGUAAAAAAUCACUUUCAAGGGAAAAUGAACUGAUGCUCCCGAGGGGGGGGGGGGGGGGGGGGGGGGGGGGGCGUACUCGUCUUUCUCUUCUUCACAGCUUGAUGUCGUCUUUGGUCACUACCAUAACGUCACCUCCGCUCGCACUUGCAUGGUUUUCUUGUUCCUAUGUGUUUGUAUUUAUGUCUGUACUAUCACUGUGUUAUUCACUAUACGAGACGUUAUCUGUGUAAUGAUAUUUGGCUUGGCUGCUAUAGAGAGAUAUAUUAAGAUUCCAAAGCCAGAGUUGUGACGUAGACGGCAGUUUGUGUUCCGAUCCCUGCUCCCCUCGUUGUACAGAAACCACAUCUUCAAGAGUUUAUUAUGUUCAAAAGAGUAAGCUACUUCUCAUUUGUGGGUUGUUUUUUCUAGGAGAACCAUAACACCAUUGCUUUGCCAAGACAAUAUUCAAGCCUCAUGAGAAUUUCGCAAAAGAAAAAGGGAUAAAAACAUAUCAAGAGGAGAAACUACUACGUGAACAAGGGCUGUCGCCAGGUGUUUAUACAUGUGUAAAAAAAUAUAUUUACAUUUUUAUUAUUUUUUACUGCAUAGAACAGCAUUUAUGAAGAAAUAACCAUUGUCAACUCCCAGAAUGUUUCUAAAAUCUCAAUAUCAAGUCAAUAUUCAGUUCUGGUCUGGAAUCAGUUUUGCAUUGAAACGAUUCUAGGUGUUUGUAAAGGUUAUGGUUGGUUCAUUUUAUUUUCUGAAACAACUUAAAGCUCCAGGUAAUAACCGUUUACCACAGUUUAUGGUAAAUGUCGUCUGAUGGUGAGGACGCCUCAGAAAAUACUACUUUUCUCAAAAAAUAGUAUUUUCUUAGUUAAAACAAAAACAAUAAACAACACAUAUGAUAUAUUGAAGGAUCAGGGAGAGCAUGGUUACAUCGGUCUUUCAAUAUUACUGUAUUAAGUAGAUUUUUUCAUGAAUCAUAAGCGGGGGGCGUGUCAUGUGAUCACAUUUACAUCAUCGUCAAUUCAGACCGACAGUCAGACCCGAGGGAGCGGUCAACAUGUCGUACAGUAACGUCUCCUCGGGUUCUGCUUUAUAGUCAGAGUUCAUCAAACCAAAUAUUUAUUCAGAGCGAAUAGACUAAAAUAUAGCUGCAACCUUUUUUUUUUCUUCUUCCUAUAGACUUGUACAUUGUUUUUGUAUAUAGCUCACUAUAUGUCGAUGACACUCUAUUGUAAGUGCCUUUUUGUGUGGGUGGAUUUCUGCUUUUUUCAAAAGUUUGAUAUGAUCCAUCGUCUGGUCAGAGGAGCUCGGUCACUCAGAUUUUUUUUGUUAUGGUACAAAACACAACAACAGUCUACAGACAGCGAAUAUAAGAGCAUCUUCUUUUGAUAAGGACGAUCGUCAAUGGAAUUUAUUCUAUAAAUGUAUUUGUUAAAAUAAUUCACUUAUUUUGAUAUUGCAGAGACAUUUAUUUUGUGUCAAUAGCUAUAAGGGGCAGAUUGUUUAAACUUUAUAUAUUUUGUACUGACACUUUGUUAUUUUUCUGCAGGUUGUGCUUCCUCACCUUGUGCCAAUACAGAUUUUUAUAGCAACGCUCAUGCCUCUGGUACAACACGGGAGACAUGACGUUUGCUUUUUCAUGCAUUUGAGAUUCAACCCAGGUCAAAACGUCUCAUAUCGUCUUUCGCAGGAAUCAAAGACGUGUACGUACACGGUAACAAGUACACCAGCAGUUUUAUAAGAGGUUAUUAUUCUACUCCACUGUUCAAAACCCUCACUUGUAAAUGUUAUGCUGUAGGUUAUAUUAAAAAAAAAGAAAUGCUUUGUACAAUAAGCUUCAUAAAAAUAUAUUUGUAUAUGGAAAAAUGACCUUUAACAUGCAUCUAUUUAUUUUUCUGUAUGUUGCAUAUCUUGUUGAGGGUGUUGGUCUGGGAACAGGGGAGACCGGAGCCCGACACGUCGAUGGUCUUUAUAUCUGUGAUGGACAUUUGUCACUACUGAUGUGAAGUUGUGGUGAACUGUUUAAAGCCCCGCCCCCUCCCUCCUCCCCCUCCUAUGAGCUCUGACCCUCCUUCAAAGAAACGAAUAAAAGUAUGCAAGACUCA
Messenger RNA from Scophthalmus maximus (turbot), 6764 nucleotides. It is a transcript of the gene bmp3, whose product is annotated as bone morphogenetic protein 3. The record is from RefSeq and is a predicted model, not a curated record. Gene Ontology annotation, molecular function: cytokine activity; growth factor activity. The transcript is spliced from 3 exons. Gene Ontology annotation, biological process: SMAD protein signal transduction; BMP signaling pathway. Bases 2903 to 4258 code for a protein of 451 amino acids. NCBI's taxonomy places the organism in Eukaryota, Metazoa, Chordata, Actinopteri, Pleuronectiformes, Scophthalmidae. Gene Ontology annotation, cellular component: extracellular region.